CCUUCCGAGAUACAACGCGUUUGUUCGAGAUCGUAAAGAAACAUGGCGGUGGAAAUCGAGUCAGCAGAUGUUGUGAGGCUCAUUGAGCAGUACCUGAAAGAAAACAACCUCCUGAGAACCCUCUCCAUAUUACAGGAGGAGAGUGGGAUCUCACUGAACACAGUAGACUCGGUGGACAGUUUUGUGAGUGACAUUAACAGCGGUCACUGGGACACCGUGCUGCAGGCUAUACAGACGCUAAAGCUGCCCGACAACAAGCUGAUAGAGCUGUAUGAACAGAUUGUCCUGGAGCUGAUUGAGUUGCGUGAGCUGGGAGCUGCGAGGUCGCUGCUCCGUCAGACCGACCCCAUGAUCAUGUUGAAGCACAACCAGCCGGACAGAUACAUCCAUCUGGAGAACAUGCUGUCCAGGUCCUACUUCGACCCCAGAGAGGCUUAUCCAGAGGGACAAACAAAAGAAAAGCGACGUAAUGCCAUUGCAACAGCUCUCGCCGGUGAGGUGAACGUGGUGCCACCGUCUCGUCUCCUGGCGUUGCUGGGUCAGGCCCUCAAGUGGCAGCAGCACCAGGGUCUCCUGCCUCCAGGAACAACUAUUGAUGUGUUCCGAGGCAAGGCUGCAGUCAAGGAACAGGAGGAGGAGAAAUAUCCCACACAGCUCAGCAAGACAAUCAAGUUUGGUCAGAAGGCCCAUGUGGAGUGUGCAAGAUUUUCCCCCGAUGGUCAGUACCUAGUGACUGGGUCUGUGGACGGCUUUAUCGAGGUGUGGAACUUCACCACCGGCAAGAUCAGGAAGGAUUUGAGAUAUCAAGCACAGGAUAACUUCAUGAUGAUGGAUGAUGCAGUGUUGUGUAUGAGCUUCAGCAGGGACUCUGAGAUGCUGGCUACAGGGGCCCAGGAUGGAAAGAUAAAGGUGUGGAAGAUCCUGACUGGCCAGUGUCUCCGGAAGUUUGAGAAGGCACACAACAAAGGCGUGACCUCCAUCACCUUCGCCAGGGACAACAGCCAGCUCCUCAGUGCUUCCUUUGACCAGACCAUCAGAGUACAUGGUUUGAAAUCAGGUAAAACGCUGAAGGAGUUUAGGAGCCACACAUCAUUUGUUAACGAUGCAGUGUUCACACCUGAUGGCCAUCAUAUUAUCAGUGCAAGUUCCGACGGUACAGUGAAAGUGUGGAAUGUCAAGUCAACAGAGUGCCAGAGCACCUUUAAGUCCCUUGGGGGUACAACCGGUACCGACAUCACAGUGCACAGCGUCCACCCGCUGCCCAGAAAUGUGGAGCAGUUUAUUGUGUGUAACAGAUCCAACACUGUCGUCAUCAUGAACCUGCAGGGCCAGAUUGUGCGUAGUUUCUCCAGUGGUAAGCGAGAGGGUGGAGACUUUGUGUGUGCGUCGCUGUCCCCCCAUGGGGAGUGGAUAUACUGCGUGGGGGAGGACAUGGUGCUCUACUGCUUCAGUGUUACCACCGGGAAGCUUGAGAGAACUCUCACAGUUCAUGAAAAGGACGUUAUUGGCAUCUGUCAUCAUCCUCAUCAAAACUUGAUAUCAACAUAUUCCGAGGAUGGACUUCUCAAAAUGUGGAAACCUUGAUCUGGGUGUCACGUGUGUAUCUGUUCUCCGAGGUGGGGAGAUUUCCAAUUUCAAUGACGCCUUGUUAACAGGAACUGUGGCUGCUUGCUUCAACAUUCGCAACAACACAAUGAGAUGUCCAAUCUGUUGGACAGAUUCUGUGAUUGAUAUCAGAAAGCUGUUUCUGUUAUUUUUAAUUGAAACUAUGGAUCAUGACACUUCAGACAAGUAUUCCACGUCAUUUCGGAAAGCUUGAAUUCUCUAAAUAUAUGUUCAUGUAUUUCUGAAAAAUAUGGUCCAAAUUUAGUCCUUUUGUCAACUGCCCAGAGUGUAUGUGUCGAAACCAUAUGCAUGGCUGAUAUAUGCUCAGUAUCAAAGACAUCAUUCAGUCAGUCGACUUGAAGCAAGAUGUGCCAAAAUACUAUCAAUAUACAUUUUGUUAUUCAUCUGUAAACAUCAAAACUGAAAUUAUGGUGGUUGGGGGUUUGUAAGUAUUACUGGUAUGAUCAUGAUUUGGAUUACUGGUUGGAAUCAGCAGGAAAUUAUCAUUUAAGAAAGAAAGUAGGAAACGUCUUAUGAAGAGGAAAAUAUAAUUAUGUGCAGACUGUAAUUGAAUAUACUCAUAAAAUAGACCACCAUGUCUUAUGGAAGGAACAGAUACAAGCCUGUUACACAAAGUGAUCUUAGCGCUAAGGUGGUCGCAGCUCCCAUACUUUAUCAUAGGCCUGUGAUCUUUGUGGCGCUAAGAUCGCUUUGUUCUACAAGGCCAUGGUCAUUAUCUUGAGACCUUUUGACCAAGUUUUGUGAACCAAAUGAGUGUCCAAGUUAGAAAUAAGGUUUGAUUGCAAUAAACUUGCUCUGACAAACUGAGCUAUUAAUCACUCAUCGUGCAUAGUAUGUCUCAGGUCGCUCAUACAGCCCACAUCUUACGUCAUAUUACUCCUUGCAUUAUAUGGAUUGCCCUGAGAUCAGUUGGCGUAUAAUCUGCAAUUCAUAGUAGGUUGUUAGUUAUUAGUGUCUUUGUGGCCGAUACAUUGAUGACAUUGGUGGCUCCUGAUAGGUAGAACUUAUAGAAAACUUAUCCUUCUCUAUGAAACUGACUUGAAGGUGAUAGAUUUCCUCUUUUCGAAGACACAAAAUAUGAGUUCUCACUCCGUCAGAGCUGCCAACUUGACUACAGUGAUAAUUAUUUACUGAUCACAGGAGAUUAUUCAGGAAACAUUUUGAUAUAGACAUACCGUAUUCGACGUAAUAAGCGCCCUGCUCUGAUAAGCGCCCACAGCGAUAUUUGCUAAUAUAUUGGCUAGUGAACAAUCCCAAUUAGCACCCCUUCCGAUUGAUCAAUGUACACACGACUUAUUUAUUUCCAUAUAAUACUCACUCGAGUGUUAUAACACCCUUAAUCAUGGGCAAUUAAAUUCUUGAAAAAUGUAUCUGUCUGUAUAAACAUUUCAGGCUGUCAGCAUAAACAACAAAAUUUAUCUUUCAACGCUGUUUUUUUUCGCCAAAAUAAUAUUCUAACAAGAGCCCCUAUUUCUAAUUUUGAUAGCUCCCUGGGCUAUUAUUACGUCGAAUACAGUAAAUUGUAACUUCAAAGACUUUCAUCCCUGUCCAUCUCCAGAUGUUGCUGAUAUCAUUAGCUUUUACCAUCAUGGGACAAUAAACUAUUGAAUGGA
This is a messenger RNA of Haliotis rufescens (red abalone), 3239 nucleotides long. RefSeq names its product WD40 repeat-containing protein SMU1. NCBI's taxonomy places the organism in Eukaryota, Metazoa, Mollusca, Gastropoda, Lepetellida, Haliotidae. The coding region runs from base 43 to 1584 and encodes 513 amino acids. The transcript is spliced from 13 exons. The record is from RefSeq and is a predicted model, not a curated record. Gene Ontology annotation, molecular function: protein binding. Gene Ontology annotation, cellular component: precatalytic spliceosome. Gene Ontology annotation, biological process: mRNA splicing, via spliceosome.